Messenger RNA from Populus euphratica (Euphrates poplar), 2032 nucleotides. RefSeq names its product probable leucine-rich repeat receptor-like protein kinase At1g35710. Lineage: Eukaryota; Viridiplantae; Streptophyta; Magnoliopsida; Malpighiales; Salicaceae. Gene Ontology annotation, molecular function: ATP binding; protein binding; protein kinase activity. The annotation marks the transcript as partial. Gene Ontology annotation, biological process: protein phosphorylation. The record is from RefSeq and is a predicted model, not a curated record. The transcript is spliced from 2 exons.
CUUUUUUUCUAUAAAAACAUAUCAUUGGAGCCUACGAUCUUCAUCUGCCAUAGGAAACCAUAUCCCUUAGGCAUGAUGUCCUUCCUACAGAAACCAUUCUCAAAGUUUCUCCAAGUCCUUUUUUUUCUCCUAAUGUGCAUUCCUUCUUUCUUUGCCUUUCCUCCUAAUUUCUCUGCAACUUCAUUUGGUGCUGUCAAAUAUGUAGCUGCUGAAGAUAAUAAAGAAGCGGAGGCUCUCCUAAAAUGGAAAGCAAGUCUUGAUGACAACCACAGCCAAUCUGUCCUGUCUUCUUGGGUUGGCAGCAGCCCUUGCAAGUGGCUUGGGAUCACUUGUGACAAUUCUGGAAGUGUCGCGGAUUUCAGCCUUCCAAAUUUUGGUCUGAGAGGUACACUUCAUAGUUUCAACUUCUCAUUCUUCCCCAAUCUUCUCACUAUCAAUCUCGGGAACAAUUCACUCUACGGAACUAUUCCACUUGAGAUAGGAUUGUUAACAAGUCUUAACUUUCUCUACCUUGAUAAAAAUAAUCUCACUAGUAGGAUCCCUUUUUCUAUUGGAAAUUUGAGAAACUUAUUCAUUCUCAAUCUCAAGGAUAACAAACUCUCUGGUUCCAUCCCUUCUUCUAUUGGGAACAUGACUUUGCUCAGUCGACUUCAUCUGAACAAUAAUAAUUUAUCUGGAUCUGUUCCUCGGGAAAUAGGACAACUUGAAUCCCUUGUUGAAUUGAAAUUGUCUUCAAAUAAUUUCACUGGCCAUUUACCACGAGACUUGUGCCUUGAUGGGUUGCUUGUAAAUUUUACAGCCGCCAACAAUCAUUUUUCUGGUCCAAUCCCUAAAAGCUUGCGAAAUUGCACUAGUCUAUUUAGAUUUAGGCUUGACUGGAACCAAUUGACAGGGAAUAUUUCUGAAGAUUUUGGCCCCUACCCAAACUUGAACUAUGUGGACCUAAGUCACAAUUAUUUGUAUGGUGAGCUUACGUGGAAAUGGGGAGGUUUUCACAACUUGGCGAGCCUAAAAUUGUCAAACAAUAAUAUCUCCGGUGAGAUACCAUCAGAGCUUGGAAAGGCGACUGGGCUACAAAUGAUUGAUCUCUCGUCAAAUCUCCUAAAGGGGACAAUUCCAAAAGAAUUGGGGCAGUUGAAGGCAUUGUACAACCUUACUCUUCAUAACAACUAUCUUUUUGGUGUCAUUCCCUUUGAGAUCCAAAUGCUAUCUCAACUUCGUGCCCUUAAUUUAGCUUCUAAUAAUCUUGGUGGAUCAAUCCCAAAAAAACUGGGACAGUGCUCCAAUUUAUUACAGUUGAACUUGAGUCAUAAUAAGUUCAUAGGGAGCAUCCCAUCUGAGAUAGGCAGCCUACAUUUUCUUGGAGAUCUAGAUCUCAGUGGGAAUCUACUGGCAGGAGAGAUACCAUCACAAAUUGGGCAAUUGAAACAGUUAGAAACGAUGAACCUCUCUCACAACAAACUUUCCGGUUUGAUUCCAACUGCUUUUGUAGAUUUGGUGAGCUUGACGACUAUAGACAUCUCCUACAAUGAACUCGAGGGCCCUAUCCCCAAAAUCAAAGGCUUCAAUGAAGCUCCAUUUGAAGCUUUUAUGAAUAAUAGCGGUCUCUGUGGAAAUGCCAGUGGCCUAAAGCCUUGUACACUUCUUACAAGCAGCAGCAAGGUAGCUAAGAGAAAGAGCAACAAAAUUGUCAUUUUGAUUCUUGUUCCCCUCCUGGGCAGUCUACUUCUACUACCUAUCAUGGUUGGGUGUUUAUACUUUCCCAACCGGAAACGUAGAGAAAGAAUUUCCUGUUUAGGAGAGCGACAAAGUCCACACGGUUUUGUAGUAUGUGGCCAUGAGGAAGAGAUCCUACAUGAAAAAAUCAUCCAGGCCACUAAUAAUUUCAACUUCAAUAACUGCAUUGGGAAAGGGGGAUAUGGAAUUGUUUAUCGAGCAAUGUUGCCAACAGGUCAGGUGGUUGCGGUGAAGAAACUUCACCCAUCAAGAGAUGGCGAGCUUAUGAAUUUGGGAACUUUUAGAAAUGAGAUUC